Molecule: messenger RNA, 4806 nt
Organism: Empidonax traillii (willow flycatcher)
Lineage: Eukaryota; Metazoa; Chordata; Aves; Passeriformes; Tyrannidae
Gene: MED15
Product: mediator complex subunit 15
Exons: 19
Coding region: 87-2480 (797 amino acids)
Biological process (GO): regulation of DNA-templated transcription
Molecular function (GO): transcription coregulator activity
Source: RefSeq, a predicted model, not a curated record
GCUUCCGCGGUGGCCGGAGCUGAGCGGGGCGGGGGGGAGCGCUCUGUGCCGGCCCUCGGUGCCGGCCCUCGGGGCCCGCCGCAGCGAUGGACGUGACCGGGCCCGAGACCGACUGGCGCAGCACCAACUUCCGGCAGAAGCUCGUCAGCCAGAUUGAUGAAGCUAUGAGGAAAGCUGGUGUUGCCCAUAAUAAAUCCAGCAAAGAUAUGGAGAGUCAUGUGUUUAUGAAGGCCAAAACAAGGGAGGAAUAUCUUUCUCUUGUGGCCAGACUUAUUAUCCAUUUUCGAGACAUCCACAACAAGAAAUCUCAAGCCUCAGUCAGUGAUCCCAUGAACGCCCUGCAGAAUCUAACUGGGGGUCCCACAGCAGGGGCGCCGGGGAUGGGCAUGGCUUCCCGAGCUCAAGGAGCUCCCAUGAGUGGGAUGAGUGGCCUUGGUCCAAUGGGACAACAGAUGAGUCUCCCAGGGCAGCAGCAGCCUCCUGGAACCUCGGGAAUGGCCCCUCAUGGUAUGCCUGGUGUCUCUACAACUACUCAGCAGAACCAACUUCAGCUCCAGCAGAUUGCCCAGCAGCAACAGCAGCAGCAGCAGCAGCAGUUCCAGCAGCAGCAGGUGGCUUUGCAGCAGCAGCAGUUCCAGGCCCAGCAGUCAGCCAUGCAGCAGCAGUUCCAGGUCCAGCAGCAGCAGGCAGCGGCUGCUGCAGUGGCGCAGCAGCAGCAGCAGCAGUUGCAAGCUGUCCAGCAGCAGCAGCAGCACAUGCUGAAACUGCAGAUGCAGCAGCAGCAAAACCAACAGCAGCAGCAACAGCAGCAGCAACAACUACAGCGGAUUGCCCAAAUGCAGCAGCUGCAGGCACAGGCUAUGCAGGCACAGCAGCAGCAGCAACAGCAGCAGCAGCAGCAACAAAUACCACAACAACAGAUACAGCAGCAGCCACCUCAACAAGUCAUGCAACAGCAGAUGCAACAGAUGCAGCAGCAGCAACAACAGCAGCAACAGCAGCAGCAGCAACAACAACAGGUUGCUCAGGCACAACAGUCUCAACUUCCACCACAAUCCCAGCCUCAGCCCCAGCCCAUGGUGUCUCAGCCACAGGCAAUCUCGGGACAAAUUCCCGGUCAGGUUAUGCCUGUUACUCUUACGCCACAGCAGUUAAAAGCCAUGCAGGUAAGAGCUCAGCUGGUGCAGCAGCAGCAGCAGGCAGCAGCAGCAGUGCAAGCAGCUCAGGCCCAGGCUGCUCAGAUGGGAGCUUCAGGGCAGAUGAUCACCGCACCUAUGGCCCGAGGUGGGAUGCAAAUCAGACCACGGUUCCCGCCUACCACCGCUGUGUCUGCUACAGCACCAAGCUCCAUUCCCUUGGGCGGACAGCAAAUGCCACAGGUCAGCCAGAACAAUAUUACCAUGAUGUCAUCCCCAUCUCCUGUCCAGCAAGCUCAAACACCCCAGUCAAUGCCUCCUCCACCACAGCCACAGCCAUCGCCUCAGCCAGGCCAGCCAACUUCUCAGCCAAAUUCAAAUGUCAGCUCUGGCCCUGCUCCCUCACCCAGCAGCUUUCUCCCCAGUCCAUCUCCACAACCAUCCCAGAGCCCGGCAGCUGCACGAACACCUCAGAACUUCAGUGUCCCAUCCCCAGGUCCUCUAAACACUCCAGGAAAUCCAAAUUCUGUCAUGAGUCCAGCCAGUUCUGGUCAGUCAGAGGAGCAGCAGUAUCUGGAAAAACUCAAACAGCUGUCAAAGUACAUCGAGCCGCUCCGGAGGAUGAUCAAUAAAAUAGAUAAAAACGAAGACAGGAAGAAGGACCUGAGUAAAAUGAAGAGUCUCUUGGAUAUCCUGACUGACCCUUCAAAACGGUGCCCCCUGAAGACACUGCAGAAAUGCGAAAUUGCUCUAGAGAAGCUGAAAAAUGAUAUGGCUGUGCCUACUCCACCACCUCCACCAGUGCCCCCAACCAAACAGCAGUACUUGUGUCAACCACUUCUGGACGCUGUUCUGGCCAACAUCCGUUCCCCCGUGUUCAACCAUUCCCUGUACCGAACAUUCAUGCCGGCCAUGACUGCGAUUCAUGGACCACCCAUCACGGCCCCAGUUGCUUCCCCUCGAAAACGGAAAUAUGAAGAGGAUGAAAGGCAGACCAUUCCAAAUGUCUUGCAAGGAGAAGUUGCAAGAUUAAAUCCUAAGUUCCUGGUAAACCUGGACCCUUCCCACUGCAGCAAUAAUGGCACAGUUCAUCUCAUAUGCAAGCUAGAUGACAAGAAUCUUCCCAAUGUCCCACCACUCCAGCUCAGCGUUCCAGCGGAUUAUCCAGAUCAGAGCCCUCUGUGGAUAAAGAAUCCCAGACAGUAUGCAGCCAACCCCUUUUUGCAGUCAGUGUAUCGAUACAUGACUUCAAAACUCUUGCAGCUUCCAGACAAGCAUUCAGUCACCGCACUCUUGAACACCUGGGCACAAAGCAUUCGCCAGGCCUGCCUCUCUGCUGCAUAACAGCUCACUUUCUAAAGCAUGGAGCAAGAAAGAAGGUCUCAACAGCUGGCCUCUUCCACAUGCCACUGGAAAACCACAGUUUGGGGAGGUUACUUCAGAAGAAAAGAAGCCUUAUGUUGUUUUGUUUCUAGGUGUCAGGUUCAAUAGAGAGCCUGAUGUUAGACUUAGCCUUCAUGCUUUUUAUCUUCUGCCUCGGUGGACUUUUGCCAGCAUUUUCAAAUAUACAAAAUGUGUAUAUAUGGUUCUUGAGACUGUAUUUCAGAUGAGUUUUUAUUGUCUUCUUAGAGAAGAAAUUAUUUGUGGACUUCCAUCAGGGAGUCUGGUAUAAGAGGGAGUAGGGAGAAAAUGUCCUAAUUUGCUUCAAAGUUUGCUCGGUGCCAGUAUUCCUUUCACACUGUAUGUUUUGUGACCUGAUACUGCCCCAGAAAUAAAUUAGCUCCAACUAGAAUGUGCUUGCAAACUUCUCAGUGGUUGUAGGAAUCGUUUUGCCUUUUAGCUUUGCCCAGAGAUGGGAUAAAUUACAGGGAGGCAUCCCUCAAAUAUGUGAGAUGAAUCUGGAUUACACCUGGGGGUGGGAACUUGAAACCAAAUAGAGCAAAAAAAAGUAUUUUGUAGCUCAUUUUAAAUGCAACUUUGUAUAAACGGUUUUUGGUUAGCAUGGACCAGGUUUGUCACUCCAAAAGAGUGAGGCUGAUGAGGAGAGAGAUACUAAUGUGCACACUGACUUCCUCUCUGAAUUCAGUAAAUGUGUAUGUAAAGGUGGGGAGGGAAAAACCAACAGUAUAAAGGCCAAGUGACACCAGUCAAUCCAGCGGGCUCAUAGCUACAUUUCUUCUUUUAUUAAGAGUCUUUCUGGCUUCCCUUGGGAGUUGAUGCACUGCAGUGAAAAUGCUUCUAUGCAUCAGUUUGUUUAAACAGAAAAGGCAAAAACCAACAGCUCAGGAGUAGAACUGACAAUUAGCACAUUGUGUCUUGAGCAACGAUGGGCACUCAAGUCAGUCAUCAGCUGCCUUAUUGUUGGGCACUUCUAAUGAAAACAUUUGCCACAAGUAACUCUAAUUUCAUGCAUUUUUCAUAUUUCCCCCAUGCUUAUAAAUUGCUCUCUCUUGAUUUCCUGGUGCAGAAUUUCAAAUGUCAGAUGAUCCCAUUAUAUCCUGCCCCAUCUCUCUGUAUUGUGCAGCAAACCUUGAAGAGUAGCUGGGCUCUCUUACCGUAGUGUCAAGAAAUUGCUAUGACCUCCAUAAAUCUGUGUGGUGUCAUCAGUUUUAGGAUGUUUUUAAAUGUGGGUACUUAGUAAGCACUGACUGAGGCAGGAGAAUGCUAUCAGUAUUUUGUACAUGAACUAAUGCAUUAUCUGUUUGUUUCUAUUGUAAUAAAUUUAUUAUUAUUCCUGUGUUAGACAUUAUACUGCUCUUCCCAUGUUAGAUUCCAGUUUUGUUGUGCCACUGGAUGAUGGUAACUGUGUUCUGUGGUAAGUGAAAAUUCACAGGCUUUGCAGGUUAAGGGACAAAAUCAUAAAUGGCUUUGUGUCCUAUGCAACAUUAUCCUUACUGUCCUGUGAGUGAACUGGAAGAUCUGAUCAAAAGGUUAGUAAUGGUAUCUACAAAUGACAGAUGUAGUUUUUUAACCUGUAAAAUAGAGAGAAAUUAUGACCCAAGUCCUGUGACCACAGAGCAGAUUAUGGAAGUAGUGGGGAGUUUAAGCAAACAAGUUAACAAAACCAAGGCCCUCAUGUAUCAAAUGCUCAAAUCAACGCAGCAGGACAAUUAUCUACAGCAGGACAAGGUAAGUAGGAAGUAUCUUCUCUUAUGCUGGUGUGGAAUGUGGUGAGAUGCAACCCUUGAGCAGCUCUAAGGCUGAAGUACAUUGAUGGAUUUGUUAGUAAAAAAUGGUUAUUGCAGGCUUACUUUCAUUGUACUGAAUGCUCUGGUUCCUACAGCAUCAUUUUCGAUGUUUAUUUACAUUAGCUUAUAGGUGUUUUCUUGCUGAACCUCAUUUUGCUUUGAUUAGCCUCUUUCUUGGUUGCACUGAUGUGGCAUAUUCUUUAGUGAGCACAAAAUGGUUGGUAUUUUCCUGACUGAGAUGCCUUUGGAAGCUGAUCUUUAGAUGAAGAUGUUUUGAAAUCACCAAAUAGACUCUGAAAAUGUGCUUUUUAUGUAGUGCCCUGGGUUGUGCCACUCUGUUAAUGAGACCCCCACCCUGCUGGGCAGGGCUGGAGCUGAGCUCCGUGCGUGUUUGAGCUGCAGUCAGAUGCUGCUGUGAAUGUUACGAUGCACGUGUGUGGGGGCUCUCAUGUUUUCAGUAAAUGUUUUCUCUCUUUAUCUCA